Pogonomyrmex barbatus (red harvester ant) is the source of this 863-nucleotide messenger RNA. It is a transcript of the gene RpS18, whose product is annotated as ribosomal protein S18. Gene Ontology annotation, molecular function: structural constituent of ribosome; RNA binding. NCBI's taxonomy places the organism in Eukaryota, Metazoa, Arthropoda, Insecta, Hymenoptera, Formicidae. Gene Ontology annotation, biological process: translation. The record is from RefSeq and is a predicted model, not a curated record. Gene Ontology annotation, cellular component: cytosol; ribosome; small ribosomal subunit.
CAAAUCCAAUUUUCUCGUUGGAAUCCUGCAUUGAUAUGUCUCAAACGCUCGAAUAAGAUGACAAAUUUGACAACGCUAAAAUUAUUUUGGAAAUAUUUCACGUAGCUCGCGAGAAAAAUUGGCGGAGCGAUGUUUGCAGUCGCUCGUAAUUCCCGAGAAGUUCCAGCACAUUCUUCGUGUCAUGGGUACGAACAUCGACGGUAACAGGAAGGUCAUGUUCGCCAUGACGGCUAUCAAGGGUGUUGGCCGACGUUACGCCAACAUCGUCCUGAAGAAGGCGGAUAUUGAUUUGGACAAGCGAGCUGGAGAAUGCUCAGAGGAGGAAGUUGAAAAAAUCGUCACUAUUAUGGCCAAUCCUAGGCAGUACAAAAUUCCCGACUGGUUCCUCAACAGACAGAAGGAUAUCGUGGAUGGAAAGUACUCACAGCUCACGAGUGCUAAUUUGGACUCUAAACUGCGCGAGGAUCUAGAAAGAAUGAAGAAGAUCCGCGCUCACAGAGGUCUGCGUCACUACUGGGGUCUCCGUGUACGUGGUCAACACACCAAGACCACUGGUCGUCGCGGACGCACGGUCGGUGUGUCGAAAAAGAAGUAAUCUUUUAUACAUACACUAUACUAUGUACUAUUAAUAAUACAUCUUUAAACAACCUUGAACAUUUUUAUUCGAUCGCCAUUUCAUUAAUUCGUGAGAAGAGAAACGAUCGCGAGGCACAAUGCUGAAUAAUUUCAUUUCAUGUUGCAUAUGCUUCAAUCAUAGAUCAGUGAUUUAUUUAAAUCGGGAAUAUAUUAAUCUCUUGAUCCUGAAAUAACGAAUCAUCUUUCAAGCCAAGAAAGAUAGCAAUUCCGAUUAAUUCAAGCCGAAA